Aspergillus heteromorphus CBS 117.55 is the source of this 2380-nucleotide messenger RNA. RefSeq names its product alpha-xylosidase. The transcript has a single exon. NCBI's taxonomy places the organism in Eukaryota, Fungi, Ascomycota, Eurotiomycetes, Eurotiales, Aspergillaceae. The record is from RefSeq and is a predicted model, not a curated record. The coding region runs from base 129 to 2351 and encodes 740 amino acids. Gene Ontology annotation, biological process: carbohydrate metabolic process. Gene Ontology annotation, molecular function: carbohydrate binding; hydrolase activity, hydrolyzing O-glycosyl compounds.
CCAACACCUACUUAAACCUCCCAUAUACAUCUCUCCCUCCCCAUCCAUCUCCCUUCACCUCCACCGAGAGCAAACCCACCCCAACCAUACCAUGACUCCCAACUACUAAGACACUACACUCCUCCAAAAUGUACCUCCCACUCCUCUACCUGGGCGCUCUCGCCCAAACCGCCCUCUCCCUCACCCCCCCAAACUACAUCUACCCGAACAGCACCGGGCUCCGACUCCAACACGGGUUCGAAACCCUCCUGAUCCAACCCUUCGGGUACGACGGCUUCCGGGUCCGGGCGUGGCCAUUCCGACCCCCGUCAGGCAACGAAAUCAGCUUCAUCUACGACCCCCCGCUCGAGGGCUACGAGACCACGGCGCACGGCACGAGCUACUCGACCGCGACCACGGGGACGACGCCGCAAACGCUCCGAAACGGGAACAUGAUCCUGCGCACGACAGGCUGGGGCGGGGAAGUAGGCGGCUACCGGCUGUCCUUCUCCAGAAUCAACGACGACGGCAGCGAGACGCUGCUCACGAACGAAUACGCGCCGCUCAAGUCGCUCAACCCGCGCUCCUACCAAUGGCCCGGCCCCGGGGCCGAAUUCACCGCCGAGUUCUCCUUCAGCGCCACGCCCGACGAGCAGAUCUACGGCACGGGCACGCAGCAAGACCACAUGGUCAACAAGAAGGGGUCCGUCAUCGACCUCAUCAACUUCAACACCCACAUCCCCACGCCCGUGUUCGUCAGCAGCAAAGGCUACGCCUUCAUCUGGAACAUGCCGUCCGAAGGCCGGAUGGAGUUCGGUCCCCUCCGCACCCGAUUCACCGCCGCAACCACCACCCUGGUCGACUACGUGAUCAUCGCCGCCCAGGACGGCGACUACGACACCCUGCAGCGUCGCAUCUCCGCCGUCACCGGCCGCGCCCCCACCCCUCCCGACUUCGCCCUGGGGUACAUCCAGUCCAAGCUGCGGUACGAGAACCAGACGGAGGUGGAGCUUCUCGCGCGGGCGUUCCACGACAGGGACAUCCCCGUCGCCAUGAUCGUCAUCGACUACCAGUCGUGGGCGCACCAGGGCGACUGGGCGCUCGAUCCGCGGCUGUGGCCCGACGUGUCCGCCAUGUCGGCCACGGUGAAGAACCUCACCGGCGCGGAGAUGAUGGCGUCGCUGUGGCCCAGCGUCGCUGACAACAGUGUCAACUAUGCCGCGCUGCAGGCCCAUGGGCUGUUGUCUGCGACGCGCGACGGGCCCGGCACCACGGACUCCUGGAACGGGUCGUAUAUCCGCAACUACGACUCGACGAACCCGGCGGCGCGGGUGUUCCUGUGGCGCAUGCUGAAGGAGAACUACUACGAUCACGGGAUCAAGAACUUCUGGAUCGAUCAGGCGGAUGGCGGGGCGUUGGGCGAGGCGUACGAGAAUAACGGGCAGAGUGCGUAUAUCGAGUCGGUGCCGUUUGCGCUGCCCAAUGUGUUGUAUGCGGCCGGCACGCAGUUGAGUGUCGGGAAGCUGUAUCCGUGGGCGCAUCAGCAGGCGAUCGAGGAGGGGUUUCGCAAUGCGACCGGGUCGCAGGAGGGGAGUGCCUGCCCGCAGGUCUCGCUCAGCCGGUCCGGGUUCAUCGGGUCGCAGCGGUUCUGCAGUAUGAUCUGGUCGGGGGACACGACGUCCGUGUGGGAGACGCUGGCGGUGCAGGUGGCCAGUGGGCUGUCGGCGGCGGCGACGGGCUGGGGGUGGUGGACGGUGGAUGCGGGCGGGUUCGAGGCCGAUCCGACGGUGUGGUGGAGUGGGAAUAUCGAUACCGAGCAGUUUCGUCAGCUGUACGUGCGGUGGUUGCAGUGGACGACGUUUCUCCCCUUCAUGCGCACGCAUGGCAGUCGCGCGUGCUACUUCCAGGACGCGUAUACCUGUGCCAAUGAGCCGUGGUCGUAUGGGGCGGAGAAUACCCCCAUCAUCGUGUCGUACAUCCAUCUGCGGUACCAGCUGGGGAGCUAUCUGAAAGCCCUGUUCAACCAGUUCCAUUUGACGGGCAGGAGCAUUAUGAGGCCGUUGUAUAUGGAUUUCGGCAAGACGGACCCCAGGAUCAAGACGCUGACGGCGACGAAUUCGAACUUCACCACGCAGCAGUACCUGUUUGGGCCCAGGUUGCUGGUCUCCCCGGUCACCCUGCCGAAUGUGACCGAGUGGCCGGUCUAUCUGCCCCUGACCGCGGAGGGGAAUGCCACCAAGCCGUGGACGUACUGGUGGACCAAUGUCACCUACGCCGGCGGCCAGGUGGUCAAGGUGCCUGCGCCGGUGGAGCAUAUCCCGGUGUUUCAUCUGGGGUCCAGGGAGGAAUUAUUGUCUGGCGAUGUUUUCUAGAUAGUAUAGAUCGAGUAUCUCGCAUGAAG